This is a messenger RNA of Alternaria novae-zelandiae, 1626 nucleotides long. RefSeq lists its product as uncharacterized. Bases 1 to 1626 code for a protein of 541 amino acids. The record is from RefSeq and is a predicted model, not a curated record. Gene Ontology annotation, molecular function: ubiquitin protein ligase activity; nucleic acid binding; zinc ion binding. Gene Ontology annotation, cellular component: nucleus. The transcript has a single exon. Gene Ontology annotation, biological process: mRNA processing; protein ubiquitination; ubiquitin-dependent protein catabolic process. Lineage: Eukaryota; Fungi; Ascomycota; Dothideomycetes; Pleosporales; Pleosporaceae.
AUGACUUCAUCAAUCUUCUACAAGUUCAAGAAUUCAAGGGAAAGCGAGCGCAUCAUCUUCAACGGCACCGAUUUGAGCGUUUUCGAGCUCAAGAAGGAGAUCAUCAGCGCAAGCGGCCUGGGCGAUGGCUCCGAUUUCAACUUGCACAUUUAUCCGCAAGAUGAGCCCAACUCUGAGCUCAAGGACGAUACCACUUUAAUUCCGCGCUCAUCCACAAUCAUCGCAAUUCGGCUGCCCGCUCAAAGAGGACAAGGUCGAGCAGCCCGCUACGUCACCGGCAAAGCGCCUUCGCGCGCAAUUUCUUCACAAUCCAAGCCAGUUCCUUCUCUACGUGGUGGUCAUAUCGAAAAUGCCGAAGAUCCUGAAGCCGCAUUCUGGGCCGAAUCAGCAACUGCCUGGGAUGCACAGAAAAUGGCACUUUCGAACGCAAAACCGGUCUAUCGCAAAAAUGCCUCGAAAAAUGUCAUUAUACCUUCCCACCCCCCGCCUUCUGGCUAUGUCUGUCGGCGCUGCAACAUAAAGGGCCACUGGAUUCAAGCCUGCCCAACCAACGACGAUCCCGAUUUCAAGCCUGUUUUCCAAGCCAAACGUACUACUGGAAUUCCCCAAUCUCUCUUAGAGAAAGUUGAAAAGCCAGUCGACGAAGAGGCUGCAAAGGGCGUCAUGUUGAACCCCGAAGGACACUAUGUGAAGGUCUUGGCAGAUACCAAAGCCUGGGCCAAAUUUCAAGAGAAAACCAGCAAAUCUCGCCAACAAGCCGCCAACGCCAAUGCAGCAAGCAAAGAGCUUGCCGAACGAGGUCUGCAAUGUCCGCUCGACGAUCAGAGAUUUGUCGCUCCCGUCAAAACGCCUUGCUGCGGCAAGACGUACUGCCGCGAAUGCAUCGACAAUGCUCUCGCAGAAGGAGAUCUAAUCUGUCCAAACUGCGGGAAGGAAGACGUAUUGAUGGACGACCUUGUACCUGACCACAACAUGGUCAAGUUCCUUAGAGAUUUCGACUCCGAGAAAGCAGUUUUAGCCAAUAAAACAAGUUCUCUUUCAAUUGCUUCCGCCACUGCUACUACUACCGCUGCACCUGACGAAGUCUCCGAUACUGACUCAAACUCUUCAAAGAAGCGCAAGCAGCCUCCCACAGACAUCAAGCCUCCCACCGCGCCAAAAGCCAUGCGUCAAGCCGCCGACCCCGCCUCGAAGAUGGAACAAGACUUUAUACAACAGAUGGAGAUGCUCAAGAACACACCGAUGAGCGCCAUGGGAAUGCCGAUGGCUAUGCCUAUGCAAAUGGGUAUGCCUCAGCAGAUGGGCUUCCCGAACGGCUACCAGAUGGGCUUCCAGCCGCAGCAACAACAACAGCAGAUGCCGCAGCAGCAAUGGUAUCCCCAGCAGAACUUCGGCUACGGCGGCCAGCAGCAGUACAGUCAACAGUACGGCCAGCAACAACCUCAGCAGCAACAGUACGGACAGGGCGGACAAGCGCAGACACAGGGACAAGGACAAGGACAAUGGGGCAGCGCGCAGGGCCAGGCGCAAGGGCAGCAAGACCCCAACGAUGCGUACGACAGGCAGCCCGUCAACCCUCGCGGUCGCAACCGCAGGUCUCGCGCACCAGACUACCGCUAUCAUUGA